Molecule: messenger RNA, 1026 nt
Organism: Colletotrichum abscissum
Lineage: Eukaryota; Fungi; Ascomycota; Sordariomycetes; Glomerellales; Glomerellaceae
Product: C6 zinc finger protein
Exons: 2
Coding region: 1-1026 (341 amino acids)
Source: RefSeq, a predicted model, not a curated record
AUGCAGUUCACCAGCUUCGAGCCUGCCGCGCGCCAUUCUGUCAUUGCCAUCAGUACCCUCUGUGAACGUCUACAAUUCCAAGAGGACAUGGAUGAAGAGAUCCUCUUGAAGGACGAUCUUUACGCCUUGCAACAUUAUAACACAGCUAUCCAUGACCUCAGGACUAUGACCUCCCCUGAGCGAAGUCCUGUCAUACUGCUGGUGUGUCUGCUGUUUAUCACUAUUGAAUUCCUACAAGUCAACCGUGAAGAGACGGUAAAGCACUUGAAACACGGAUUCCAGCUUCUGAAAAGCACAAUCAGGGACUAUGCCUGGACUAAGGAACACUUACUGCCUCUGUUUCGACGAUUGAGCAUCUACGCUUUCCUGCACGCGACCGAUCCUAUAGACUUUCCCAAUCUGGAAGGUCUCGAGCAUCCGAUUCCCAGCAGCUUUUCAACAUUUUAUGACGCCCAAAGAAUGGUUGACGACAUCUUCAGCCGCACCAUGCGGUUGUUGCGGCAUGGCGACCCUUAUAGAAUAUACCCGGAAGAACACCAAAUUGUGCCGCCUGACCUACUCGAUGAGCAAGCCAGUCUUGCGUCAUCACUAGAUCAGUGGAAGAUACUAUUUGAUGCAUUUGAAGCCCGGCCCGCAUCACCACCGAGCGAGCCUGUUCCCGGGCAAGAGACUCUAACAACGGCGUUACGAUACGUCAUUGUGUCACGAUAUGAGUGUUGCAGAAUAUGGCUGAACACGGCGUUUGGUGACAAAGAAUACGACUACGACAGUCACUUGGCUGUAUUCAAAGCGAUGUCCACAGAAGCAGGGAUAGUAGAUCCGGAGGUCCUUGCGACUUUUGAAGGGUCUCCUUAUUUCACAUUCGACACCGGCUACCUUCCUUCAAUUUCGCUAAUUGCAACGAGAUGCCUCCCGAGAGAGAAUAUGUGUCUGCUAGCCCAGGCCGGAGAUUGUCUGUGCGAAGCGUUACCAGCAUCUUUACGGAACCUUAGUCGACUGGAGAUUGCGGAGUCCAGUAAUACUUGA